AUGAAUCAGCGAAAUGUUGGCGAGGACGCGCAGGAGCUUCGAUUGAGAGAUCGAAUUAUGCAAUUGAGACAGUCAAUCCGUACACUGGAACUCGAACGGCAGCGAAUUAUUGAAGAUGUGAGGGGUGCGGAACCGCAGGAUGUGGAGGUGUUGGACAAAGUCAGAGGAGUGAUGGAACAUACAUUGCUUGAAUGGUCAAUUGCUCGAAAUGAACGUAUUCGUCACUUGCAACAGUUCGGAGACCUUCCACCAGAUCUCCCGGAAAUACCACUCAAUCCGGUAAAUUCGAUUGUCAGAGAUAAUCGGUUUCCUCGGCUGCUCCGUCAGCUCCUCCGUCCUCCAAACGCCGUACGUCCACCAGGUCGCUUGAUCCCUGGAUACCAAGAAGGUCCGGCUCCUCGAUUUGAUGUAUGGGCUCCACGAUUUAUUCCAGAGCUUCGUGAAGGUCCGAGACCAGUCGUUGCUGCUCCAGAGGCUCCAGUUGUAGGGGACCAAGGAAGGGUUGUAGGACCAGAAGGACCACGUGAAGUACAACCAGAAGAGGAUCCAGAAGAUUGGAUUGAAGUUGUCGGUGGCCCACAUCCACAGAACUAA
Caenorhabditis briggsae is the source of this 594-nucleotide messenger RNA. The record is from RefSeq and is a predicted model, not a curated record. NCBI's taxonomy places the organism in Eukaryota, Metazoa, Nematoda, Chromadorea, Rhabditida, Rhabditidae. Bases 1 to 594 code for a protein of 197 amino acids. The transcript has 3 exons.